AUGGAGGGGGAGAGGCCGUUGGCCGACUCGCCCCGCAAGCGGCCGCGUGUGCUCUGGCGCGGGGUGCUGCUGCUGCACGACGGGACGCAGCUCCCUGGCACGACGAUCAUGACACAUAUGCACCCAUGGGCGCAUCUCCAUACCCACGAGACGCGGCCCGGCGCGCUCGAGGCCGAGGCCGAGCUGUGCCUGGCGCUCGAGAUGGUGCGGCACCACUCGCUGUGCGUGCGCCCACCGUCGGAAGCGAAAGAAGAGAUCGAGGCCUCUGGGCAGAUUCAGCUACACAUCGACGCGUCGCACCCCUAUACGCUUGCCUACUUUGAGCGUAUCUUUGGCGCGCCCGACGGCCAGCUGGCGCUCGUGUACGACCCCAACGUGUCGGAUCAAGCGCCGGACAUUUCGAGCGUGUACCGCACGUCGCUGCACAGCAGUGGCGCGCUCGAGCUCGUCCUAUGUGCGCGCCAGAGCGCCGACGCGCCGCAUAUCGUCGACCUCGUCGUCGGCCGCCGCGUCGCCAAGCACCGCGAUAGCAUCGACAAAAAGGCGCCCCGCGCCCCGCGCCCGGAUGAUCCGCUGCCCCGUGCGCCGCGGCAGCUGCGAUGGGACUCGAGCGACGACGAGCGGCCGACGGUCCUCGACGCGCGCGUGCGCAAGCGCGGGCACCUCACCCUCACGCCCGAGCGCAGCCGCGGCGGCCACACGCCCGGGCGCCGCGGCGAGAAGCGGCCGCAGCGCAAGGCGCCGGUCGACGAGCCGGUCUAUGUCCCGAUCGCCGCGGCGCUGCCCCCGUCCGGCACACCGGCCGCGGACGACCCCGCGAUGGAGGAGGCGAACCGACAGUCGAUCAAGCGCCUCGUCCGCAACCAGCUCGUCGGCAACGGCAUGGAGCGCGGCGAGCGUGCGUUUGACGCGUGCUUCCAAGCCGCCUAUGCAGGCACAUGCCUCGUGUUUCGCCGAACCAUUCAGACGCACCGCGUCGAUCCCAAGGCCGCGGCGCGCAUCGUCGCCGCGCACCUUGCCAUGUACACCAACCCCGAGGAGCUGGUGCUCUGGCUGCGGCGCCUGCCGCCGUACUGGUACGAGUACACGACGCGCGCCAAGACCCGUUGGUACGGCCGCCAGAUCCUCGAGGUAUUUACGACCGAGUUCCGCGACCGCACCAAGGAAUACUAUACCUGGGCCAUUUACAAUGGCCUGUGCACCGUAAAUGGGCAGACGGUCACGCCGGUGUACCGCAUACAGAACAGUGACUUUUUGGUCAACAAGGUGCACCGACACGAGCCGGCAGUCACCGAUGCGCCGGUGCGCAUUCUGCACCGCGACGACAGCAAAGGGCGUCUCGUCGUGGUCAAGCCAGGGAGUAUCCCGGUGCAUGCGACCGGCCGCUACCACCGCAACACGCUCGUGGAAAUGGUCAAGGAGCAGACGGGCCUUGCGCAGGUCUUUACAAGCAACCGCCUCGACCGGCUCACGUCCGGCAUCAUGGUGUGCUCGACGACCAAAGAGGCCGCAUGCGAGCUCGGCAACGACUUUAAUGCGGGCCUCGUGAACAAGGCGUACGUGUGCCGCGUCGUCGGCGCAUUUCCCGAGCACGAGAUCGACUGCCGCGAGCCGAUUCUCAGCGUUGACCGCCAGAGCGGCCUGAACAUUGUGCACCCCAAAGGGAAGGACUGCCGCACGCUCUUUCAGCGCAUCUCCUACGACCCUGACACCGACUCGAGCGUGGUCGUGUGCCGCCCAAUUACCGGACGCACGCACCAAAUUCGCGUGCACGCCCAGUUCCUCGGCCAUCCGAUCAGCAACGACCCGCUGUACAACCACCCGGUCUGGGCGACGGUCGACCGCGACGUCCUGUCGACCGCGCAGCCGCGGCACUAUGAGCGCGUCGGCGGCGAGUCGGGCAACGUCGAGGUCGAGCGCGUGCUGACCGCCCUGAAAGGCGCCCGCGACGACUCCGAGGGGUGGGCGCGCUGGCGCGACGAUGUAGUCUUUGGCACGCUCAACCGCCAAAUGAACUACGAGACGGUGGACGUGCCGGGACCGAACGGACAGCCUGCGCCUGCGCCGCCGGCCGACGCGGCGCCGAUGGACACGGAAGUGUGCGAGACGUGCCGCAUCCCGCUGCUGCCUGACCCCACGCCGGAGGAGCUCUAUAUUUAUCUGCACGCGAUCAAGUACUGGACGGAUCAGUGGUCGUUCCAGGACGAGCUGCCGUGGUGGGCGAGCGAGCAGUGGCAGCAUCCGGAUCCCAACGAGAACCGCGACCUGCCCGACCUGCCGCUUAUCUCGAGCGAGACGGACCUCGGCAAAGGGGGUGCGUUCCGCCGUGUCAAUGAGGCGCUCGAGAAGCGCCCGGCGCUCGUCGAGCGGGCGAUCGGACAAGAGACGGCGCUUCCGGCGGCAACAGCGCCGCCGCUAGUCCUCGAAGUCCCCCGUGGCCUCGAGGACGUGGCGCAGCGCGAGCUCGUGCAGCGCCUCGGCAUGGAUAGAGACGCGCCGGCGCUCGAGUCGGCGCUGCACUCGGGCGUCGUCCUGAUGGACGCGUCGAAAUGGGGCACAGUGCUCCUCGAAAAGUACGCCGCCGGGCUCCUGCCGGGCCUGCUGGGCGUGUACUAUGCCAUGGGCCGCCGCGUGCUCCCUGCGCCGCUGCUGGAUGCACUCUUUGCCGAGCGUGUCGAGGCGCUUGGCGCCGGUGCCGGCGGCCAUGGCCAAGCGUGGCAGCCGACGCCGAGCGAGAAGAGCCUCUUUGCGCUGGUGCAAGAGGCAUGGGACGCAAGUGCCGCUGCACGGGCGGCCGCGCUCGACGCGUGGACGGCGCACGAGACCCCGACGUUCCGUGUCGCGGUGCACGUCGACCGCAGCUCGUACGUCUUUCCCACGGUGAGCACGAGUGCGAUGGAGGCGCACCUUGCUUCGCUUGUCCUCCCGUGGCUCGCCUCGGUAAUCCCUGGGACAUGGGAAGUGGCGCCGAGGCACGAUACCCCCCUCUUGGUCAAGAUGGCAUUUGCGCCGCGCCUCGGUGUCGACGAGACGCUGCAGUCGGGCCCUCGAGCGCGCCAAGGCAAUCCGCAGGGCGCGCUCGUCUUUCAAGUCCAUGCCCCCACGUCCUCGGCGCCGGUGCAAACCAUGUCCACGCCGGAAGCGACGCGCGAGGUGAUGGCGCGCGCUCGUGCGCAUGCCGUUGCUGCGCUCCUCCCGCUGGAUGCGGCCGCGGACGAGGUGCGCGUUAGCACGCUCGCGACGGCAGACCCUGCGCUCGGCUCUGCGCUGAUGGACGUGCUUGCAGCGCACAAGCUGCGUGCGACGCUCGACAGGGCGCCUGCACCCGACACGCUCAGCGGUGCCCUCGUCGAGCUCCCUGAAAAGGCGCGCGACCUCCCCCACGCGACGCUCUUCCCCCUGCUUGUCGAGCGCAUGUCGGAGCUUCUUACGGCCCUUGCACCCGGCGCGCGCGCUCUGCUCCUCACGAGCGAGCCCAAAAUGCUUACGCGCGCCCUCAAAGAAGUCGAGAACCAGUGCCGGCGCGACGAGCAGCCGUACGCGCUGCGUUUGGAGCCCAUGACCUGGCUAUCCUCUGAUCCCUAUGUGCUUGCAUCUACUCUUGCCGACGGCAACCUGGAAGCCGAGCUGCGCGGGGGCAUGCGCUCCUUCUUCUACCACCACACCUAUGCCGCGUGCGUCGGCAAGGCGGCCCUGUACCGUAAGUAG
Messenger RNA from Malassezia japonica, 3708 nucleotides. RefSeq lists its product as uncharacterized. The coding region runs from base 1 to 3708 and encodes 1235 amino acids. The transcript has 7 exons. Gene Ontology annotation, molecular function: pseudouridine synthase activity; RNA binding. Lineage: Eukaryota; Fungi; Basidiomycota; Malasseziomycetes; Malasseziales; Malasseziaceae. Gene Ontology annotation, biological process: enzyme-directed rRNA pseudouridine synthesis. The record is from RefSeq and is a predicted model, not a curated record.